Molecule: messenger RNA, 2466 nt
Organism: Chenopodium quinoa (quinoa)
Lineage: Eukaryota; Viridiplantae; Streptophyta; Magnoliopsida; Caryophyllales; Amaranthaceae
Product: peroxisomal acyl-coenzyme A oxidase 1-like
Exons: 14
Coding region: 187-2190 (667 amino acids)
Biological process (GO): long-chain fatty acid metabolic process; fatty acid beta-oxidation using acyl-CoA oxidase; lipid homeostasis
Cellular component (GO): peroxisome
Molecular function (GO): FAD binding; acyl-CoA oxidase activity; fatty acid binding
Source: RefSeq, a predicted model, not a curated record
UUAAUUUAGGAGGUCCACCGCAUCAGCCACCAACCCUGCCCAUCUUCAACCUCUUAUACUUGUUUUAAUUUUUCACGAACUCUUUCUUUAUAUCUUUUUCCUACAUUUUCUCUCUUCUCUUUGAUAAUUAUCAGAUAAUUUCCCAAUUUUCGCAAAUUAGGGUUUCGUUGAAUUGAAGAUCCAACAAUGGAGGAUUUAGAAGGUGGUGUUGAUUAUCUUGCUGAUGAAAGGAAGAAGGCUCAAUUUGAUGUUAAUGCAAUGAAGAUCCUAUGGGCUGGUAAUCAACAUCGAUUUCAAAUUGCUGAUCGUAUGGCUCGUCUUGUUGCUAGUGAUCCUGAAUUUAAGAAGGAUGAUAGAGUUAGGCUAGAAAGGAAGGAGCUAUUUAAGAACACACUAAGAAAAGCGAAUCAUGCUUGGAAGAGAAUCAUUGAACUAAAAUUGACUGAAGAGGAAGCUAGUCAAUUAAGGUUCUUUGUUGAUGAGCCUGCUUAUACAGAUCUUCAUUGGGGUAUGUUUGUUCCUGCUAUCAAAGGACAAGGCACAGAGGAGCAGCAGCGCAAGUGGCUCCCAUUGGCUUAUAGGAUGCAAAUUAUAGGGUGUUAUGCUCAAACUGAACUUGGUCAUGGCUCCAAUGUUCAAGGGCUUGAAACCACUGCCACAUUUGAUCCUGAGACGGAUGAAUUUGUGAUACAUAGUCCAACGUUGACAUCUAGCAAAUGGUGGCCUGGUGGCUUGGGAAAAAUUUCCACACAUGCAGUUGUUUAUGCUCGCUUAAUGACAGAUGGGAAGGAACAUGGGGUUCACGGUUUCAUUGUACAACUGCGAAGCUUGGAGGAUCACUUGCCUUUGCCCGGUAUCACUGUUGGUGAUAUUGGGAUGAAAUUUGGAAAUGGAGCUUAUAACACAAUGGACAAUGGAGUCUUGCGAUUUGACAAAGUGCGCAUUCCUAGAGAUCAAAUGCUCAUGCGUGUAUUGCAGGUGACAAGGGAAGGAGAUGUUGUGAAGUCUGAUGUCCCUCGGCAGCUAAUUUAUGGUACCAUGGUUUACGUUCGGCAAACAAUUGUGUAUGAUGCUUCACGGGCUCUAUCAAAAGCAGUUUGUAUUGCCACAAGGUAUAGUGCUGUUCGUCGACAGUUUGGUUCUGAGAAUGGACGUGAGACUCAGGUUAUUGAUUACAAAACCCAGCAGAGUAGGCUCUUUCCGUUGCUGGCUACAGCUUAUGCUUUUAGAAUUGUCGGAGACUGGCUGAAGUGGCUCUACAACGACGUGACUGAGAGAUUGCAAGCCAAUGAUUUCUCUACACUGCCUGAGGCCCAUGCUUGCACUGCAGGAUUGAAGUCCUUGACAACAUCAGUAACUGCUGAUGCUAUUGAAGAAUGCCGAAAACUAUGUGGAGGGCAUGGCUAUCUCUGUAGCAGUGGGCUCCCUGAGUUAUUUGCUGUCUAUGUUCCUGCUUGUACUUAUGAAGGUGACAAUGUUGUUUUGCUUUUGCAGGUUGCUCGUAUUCUCAUGAAGACUGUAUCUCAACUGGGAUCUGGUAAACUGCCUGUUGGAACAAUGGAAUACAUGGGGAGGGCAGAACAUCUGUUGCAAUCCCAGUGUAGUGCUCAGAAAGCUGAAGAUUGGUUGAACCCUGAUGUAGUACUAGAGGCUUUUGAAGCACGAUCAGUUAGAAUGUCUGUUGCUUGUGCUAAAAAUUUAAGCCAAUAUUCAAACCCAGAAGAAGGCUUUCUAGAACUCUCAGCUGAUCUUGUGGGAGCUUCUGUGGCUCACUGCCAGCUUAUAGUGGUUUCAAAGUUCAUUGAGAAAUUGAAGCAAGACAUAACUGGGGAAGGAGUGAAAGAACAGUUGCAAGCACUCUGUGGUAUCUAUGCACUUUCAAUCCUGGGAAAGCAUCUUGGGGAUUUCCUGUCCACUGGUUGCAUCAAACCUAAGCAAGCUUCCCUUGCAAAUGAUCUCCUCAGAUCUUUAUUUUCCAAGGUACGUCCAAAUGCAAUUGCUCUUGUUGAUGCAUUCAACUACACGGAUCACUUCCUUGGUUCAGUCUUGGGGCGGUACGAUGGGAACGUGUAUCCAAAGCUCUAUGAAGAAGCAUGGAAGGAUCCUUUCAAUGAAUCAGCUGUCCCUGAAGGUUUCCAUGAGUAUGUUCGACCUAUUCUGAAGCGACAGGUCCGGAGUUCCCGGCUCUAAAAGGGAUCCUGUGUUGUUGUAUGUGAAAAUUAAAGGUCAAGAAUAGGGUAAUAAAGUUCCUGAAUAACAAAGAAAAAGGAACAUACUAGAGAAGGGGAAAGGUGCUGCAAUAUAUUGACAUGUUGCCUAUUCUAAUUUGUUGCUUAGACAGUUAAAAUUACGUGUAAUUAAAUUCAUAAAGAAAUAUUUGGUUCUCUUGUUCUUGGCAAACUCUUCUAUGAGAUGGUGUCAAGAUAAUUUAUUGUGAAACCUGCAGACAUUGCAUCUUUCCAUUUU